AUGUUGGAAAUAUGUGAACAAGAAGGCGAUGAUCAUCCAGAAAUACCUGUUCAUCUUUUCGGAUGGUUGUUGACAGGCUUCUUUAUGGAUUUAGAAGCUGGAAAUGAGUUUUUUGAUAAAACCAUGCUUGCUUACUUUGGAGUUUUUCUUGUACAAAAACUCCGAAAAGAUAUGGCGAGGAGGGUCAUGGAAUGGGGAGCUUACAUUGAGAAUGAUGAUGAAGUCAGCCUUUCGUUUGGCAUUCGAGAUCCCUCGAUUUUUUCUAGGGUAAUGGUAGAUGAAUCUGGAGUUGUAGAGAGGGUUACAUGGCAAAAAGAUCAGCAUAAGUGGGUAAAGUUUUGGUCUAACCCGAGGGAUGAUGGUUGCGAUUCUUACAGGCAUUGUGGAUCAUUCAGCAUUUGCGAUCCUUAUAAUUUGGGUGAAUUUGAGUGCCAAUGUCUUCCAGGUUAUGAGCCUAAAGUCGAAAGCGAGUGGUACUUGAGGGAUGCUACUAAUGGCUGCAAAAGAAAGCCCGGGGAACAAACCUGUCGAAACAGUAGUUCUGAUGUCGGUUUCAUCAGAAUGGCAUCUGUUAAGGUUCCAGACACCACGAAUGCGAUUGGAAAUCGGAGUAUGGGACUUGAAGAAUGUGCAGAUUUGUGCUUGAAAAAUUGUUCGUGCACAGCUUAUGCAAAUUCUAAUGUCGAAAAUGGUGGAAGUGGUUGCAUCACUUGGUACGGCGACUUGAUUGACAUGAGGCAGUUUUCUACAGGCGGCCAGGAUGUUUACAUUAGAGUUUCUGCAUCUGAGUUAGCUCAAUAUCUGAAGUACUUGAAGAGAUCGCAUAGAAAAAGGCUAAUCAUCGUCCUGGUGCCAUCCGUAUCAGGGCUUCUAUUGCUGGUUUUUGCAAUUUUGGUGGUAUCAUGGAAGCGCAAAGGUAAAAGACAUAAAAUCAGGGGGUUAAUUAGCUUUAACCUUGAUAGAGAAUCAACCAAUGGAGUCACUCCAAGGACAGAGGAGAUAGAUGAGAACGGAGAGUUAGCUGUAUUCGAUCUAAAAUCCAUUAUUUCAGCUACAAAUUGUUUUGAUUUUGCCGACAAACUCGGUGAAGGUGGUUUUGGCUCAGUCUAUAAGGGUCAGCUGCAGAAUGGCAGAGAAAUAGCUAUCAAAAGACUGUCUAAAAGUUCAGGGCAAGGCGUGGAAGAAUUCAAAAACGAAGCUGCUUUGAUUGCAAGGCUCCAACAUAGGAAUCUUGUCAAGCUUUUAGGAUGUUGCAUCCAACAAGAGGAGAAAAUGUUGGUAUACGAAUACUUGCCAAACAAAGGACUCGACAAUUUCAUCUUUCAUAAAGAGAAAGGGGUAUUGCUGGAUUGGAAAAAACGGCUUCAUAUAAUCAUUGGCAUAGCUCGGGGGAUUGUAUAUCUUCAUCGCGAUUCGCGAUUGAGAAUCAUCCACAGAGAUUUGAAAGCAAGCAAUGUCUUACUAGAUGCAAACAUGGAACCAAAAAUAUCGGAUUUUGGGAUGGCUAGAAUUUUCAAUGCAGACCAGAUGGAGGCCAAAACACAGAGAGUAAUGGGAACUUAUGGUUAUAUGGCACCAGAAUACGCAAUGCAAGGUCUGUUUUCGGAGAAAUCCGACGUUUUCAGCUAUGGAGUUCUGUUGCUGGAGAUCAUCACCGGCAGGAGAAAUAACAGCUAUUUCAGUGACAAUGCAGUUAGCUUAAUCGGAUACGUUUGGGAACUCUGGCAAGAAGGAAAUGCCCUGGAAAUUAUUGAUCCAGCAAUGGGGGAUGAUGAAGCUUUGAACCAUGUUGAAGUUGGCAGAUGUAUUCAGAUUGGUCUUUUCUGCGUUCAAGAACGCGCAAUGGAUCGACCAACAAUGUCUCAAGUUCUUUCCAUGCUUUGUCACGAAACAUCAAUUCCUUCAACCUCUCCUAAACAACCAGCUUAUGUCAUUAAGAAGCUUAAUUAUAACAAAGAAAAUAGUCCAUAUCAAUCUACUCCUUCUUCGGGAACAUUUAUGGACGAUUUUUCAAUCACUGUAAUCCAAGGUCGCUAA
Oldenlandia corymbosa var. corymbosa is the source of this 2037-nucleotide messenger RNA. The record is from the annotation of a GenBank genome assembly. NCBI's taxonomy places the organism in Eukaryota, Viridiplantae, Streptophyta, Magnoliopsida, Gentianales, Rubiaceae.